GCACCCAAACUUUUCAGUGGCCUCUCUGUGGCUUUCUCAAAAUUUGACACCUGUCCAUCACUGACAUCACUUUUAAACAGCGUUAACUCUCCCCAAAAAAAAAAAAAAGUUAAGAACCAGACAACCACCAUCGAACCCAUCCCUCUCCUCCUCCUCCUCCUCCUCCUCCUCCUUUGAAGGAAACGACGAAGUGCGCUGAGUGUUGCGGUGCGAUGGUGGUGUCUGGUAGCGAAAGAGAAAAUAAAGGCGACAGUCAGAACUUGCUUCAGAGAGAAUUCGACAAGGGAGGUGCGGAGUAAUCACCAGCGACGCACUCCAGCUACAAGAUCUACACCCCGCAACCAUGAUGUUCAGAGAGACUGGGGAGAAAUGGGGGACUCUGCAGAAACUUCAUUCUCUCUCUCCAGCCUUCUCUGCCAAGAAGAUGAAACUUGUCUGAGCCAGUUGAAGGACGAAUCGAACACAUCCGUAGAAUUCAACCCAUGCUUUCUUUUCGAUAACGAUGAUGAAUAUGUCGAAAACUUGGUUCAGAAAGAAGCUCAUUGCUUUGGAUCCAAAGGGUUAAUGGAUUUCUCUGCCUCUGGCAUGAGCUGGUUGAAAACUGCUCGAUUGGAUGCCAUUGAUUGGAUUUUCAAUACAGGGGCAGUUUUUGGGUUCCAGUUGCAAACAGCUUACUUAUCAGUGACUUACUUUGAUAGGUUUCUUUCAAAACGAUCCAUUGAUGAUGAGAAAUUGUGGGCUAUUAGAUUGUUAUCAGUGGCAUGUUUAUCCUUGGCUGCUAAGAUGGAAGAAUGCAAAAUACCAGCUUUAUCAGAGUUUUCGGUUUCGGAUUAUGAUUUUGAAAGCAAAGUCAUUCAAAGAAUGGAGCUCUUGGUGUUGAAUACAUUGGAAUGGAAGUUGGGUUCAAUCACUCCUUUUGCUUAUCUGCAUUACUUCAUCAAUAAGUUUUGUGCUGAUCAAGCAAGGCCAGAAGGACUGUUUUCUAAUGCUGUAAAACUGAUUAUGGCAAUGGCAAAAGAAAUUGAUUUAAUGGAUACUCGGCCGUCGAUUAUUGCAGCUGCUGCAGUUUUAGCAGCAUUUGAUGGUCGGUUAACUAGAAAGAUUCUGGAUAUUAAGAUGAAUGUGAUCUCAUUCUUGCAGUCCCAAGAUUAUGAACAUAUAUAUUCCUGCUAUAAUUUUAUGCAGGGAGUGGUGGAAAGAAAAGCUAAGACACCAGCACCCAAGUUUUCAAUUUCCCCUUCAUCAAGCUCGAUGGAAGUGCUUGAGACUUCAUCAUUUGGCACUAAGAGAAGGCUUACAUUCAGUGACUCUGCUGAUCAAAGUUGCCCAACCAAGAAGGCUUACGAUAGAGGUUUUUGAUUAAUGUGUUGGUUUUGUUUUUUGAAUUAUAGAGAGGGAAAAAGAAAUGACUCAUGAUAUUUUAGAAGAUGGGGGGUUUAAAUUAUAUAGGUCUAAUGAGUGCCAUAAUUAAUUUCUACCAAUUUAUGGUAUAUAUGGUUUGGGAUUUGAUGAUUGGGGUUCCAAUUUCCAAUACCAAACAAAAGAUUUUAGCUGGUGACAACCAAGAGGACGGGGAGAAAAGUGAAAAAGUAAAUAAAGUAAAAAGUACGAAGAAGUUAAUUGAAGUUUGUGGAUAGUAAUUUUGAGUAGUAUUUGGUUUCAGAGUGCCACUAUUGCUUACCAACGUUUUAUUUUCUUCAAUUUGUUGUUGUUUUGGGCAUGAUUUUUUAAUCCGUGGCCAGGACGAUUUGGAGAAAACAGUUGUAUUUUCGUUCGUGAUUAUUUAAUUUAAUUUAAUUUAUUUAUCA
Molecule: messenger RNA, 1808 nt
Organism: Malus domestica (apple)
Lineage: Eukaryota; Viridiplantae; Streptophyta; Magnoliopsida; Rosales; Rosaceae
Source: RefSeq, a predicted model, not a curated record